GGCUAAUGUCCGCAAAAAAAGAUUGGAGGGCGCCGCAUCAGCCGUUCGUUUCCAAGAAAACGUGCGGGUCAGAUCAUUUGGUUAACGGACGGUCCGGAUAUCUCUGCAAAAGAGGGCCAAGAUCGCGCGCCCUUAAAUAAGUCGGCUAAAGGCUAACGGUACGUGUUAAAAGCAAGCCCUAGCUAUGCGCUCCUGUUCGCUGCUGCUUGUGCUUACUUGUUAGUUUCUAUGGCUUCGCUCCCUCUAGUGGUGGAGAUCGAUUAGGGUUAAGAAGCCUUGCCUAGGGUUUUUCUUCAAUGGGAGAUGAAGUGAACAAACCCUAGCUCUUUGCUGCUUCUGUUACUCUCUUUAUCUUUUCUUCUUUUGCUGCUUUUAGUUGCUGAGAGAGUGGAAGUUUUGAGUGAAUCGAGUUCCACAAUGGUUUCUCUCUGAAGUAGCAGAUCUCUUCAAACACUGAAGGAGCAGAGUAUUUUGCUCAGCUGGACACUUGAAAUAUUGGUAGCGAGUUGCAGAGUGUUUUACCGCAAUCGUUGUGAAUUCAUUUGGCGAAGUUCCUUUGUAGGUGAGGCAGAUCUCUCUGAGUUUCACUCACAUUCAGAGGGUUUGAGCGCUAAUAAAAGCUUCUAAGCAUUUGUAGAGGGUUUUUGCCUCGAUAAAGUGGAGUCUAAGCGGGAGUUGCAGAACUGGUUUCCCUGUUGCCCUUCAGGGCAUAGAUCUCGAUAUAAUGAUACAGGGUGCGGCCCUUAGAGCUCCGACCCCUGUCUACGGACACAGUCACUUCAAGAAGUUCUGGUUAAAGAAGAAGGAGAUCGAGGACGCUGAGGAGAGGCUUAGAGUGGUCUCUGCUCAACGGCCAAAGCCUUCUUACUCAUCAAUUGAGCAUUCUUCUUUGACAAAGAGCGUGAGGUUUUCCAUGGGGAAAUCAGAGCUGGACUAUGCCUUCUCUCUCAGCUCGGAUAACAGCUCGGAUAAUGGAGCUUCAGAUAGGAAGAAGAAAGAAGAGGAGGAAACAGGCGAUCUCUCAUCAAUAAGCCCUAGAACUCCUACCCCUGUGAACGCCUGUGCUGACUGUAAAACUGUGAAGACUCCUCUUUGGAGAAACGGUCCCCUUGGACCUAAGUCCCUGUGCAAUGCCUGUGGGAUCCGGUAUAAGAAACUUGGAAAGAAGGUUAACGCUUCUAAUGGCUCACCUAGGGGGAUUAAGAGGAAGGAUGAGGUAGAAGCAGUUGAAGAUAAGUUCUGGAAGAGGCGGCCAUUCUUGCCUAAGAAGGGUAGAGUUAUUGACAGGGACGAAAAGGAGGGCGCUAUGUUGCUCAUGGCUCUCUCUUGUGGCCUUGUCGCUCCUCCUUGAGAUUCCAGGGCUUCGGAUCUGCAGAUUUGCCGGGACUUCCACUCUCUGCAACCUCAGAUCUGCAUUGAAGGAACCCAAACUCUGUAAAUUUCAGGUGUCGCCAUUAAAGGACAAGAAGAAGCUGUAAAGUUCAGCCCUCCAUUAAAGCAAGAGGAGACAAGAGUCUGCUCACUUUAAUGGAGGAGCUGUUUUUUUGAUGAAUCACUUCUUCUGGAAGGAUUAGUUCGCCCAUUUUUGGAUCUACAGAGCUGAAGGGCUCGUUGCUACUGUAAACGUUUACAGAUCGCCAUAAAAGCUGCAGCGAAAGCUUUCUGGUUUUAAUGAAGAGGAGGAAGCGGCGAGGCCACCAUCGGCUCAACGGUUUUAGGGUUUCUAAUCCUGCACGUUUGAGCAGCUCCCACUUCCGGGCUUUUACGAAUCACACGUGCGGAUAUGUUUCCCGGCACGUGCAGAUCGCUCGUCGAUCGGAGCUUGUACAGGAGUGUGUGAACACUCGUCUCUGUAUCCCUCCUCUCCUCCUUAAUUUUUUUUUUUUUUUAAUAUUAAUGGGUCCAGUUUAUGGGGUCGGGCUUGCUGGUGUUUUUUUUAUUGUAAUUUGAAGAUGAAUGCCCCAUUCUUUUUUGGAAAUGACCCAUUUAUCUUGUGUGAAAAGCAUGACAUGGGACUUUAUAAGUGGUAUAUUGGUCAUUGUUGGGCUGCAGCCUUCCUUUCUGUC
Messenger RNA from Amborella trichopoda, 2066 nucleotides. RefSeq lists its product as uncharacterized. NCBI's taxonomy places the organism in Eukaryota, Viridiplantae, Streptophyta, Magnoliopsida, Amborellales, Amborellaceae. Gene Ontology annotation, biological process: regulation of DNA-templated transcription. Gene Ontology annotation, molecular function: zinc ion binding; sequence-specific DNA binding. The record is from RefSeq and is a predicted model, not a curated record.